UUUGUGGAUGCAUUAAAAAGUUAAUUUCUCUUCUCAAUUCUUCAAAUUGAGGGCCUUUCCAUGAAAUAUAAAUUUCAACGGAUGAGAGGUCAUUGGAAUAGUCAGCUCAUUUAACCAUAUCUUUGACUGAAACAAUAUCUUUCCCACUUUGCUGGAGCCACGGACAUAUCUUUGUAUUGUGCUCAUUUCUUUUUGGAUUUUAUGUCACUGCAUUAUUUUAGUUUCUAGCAUUAAUAAAACAAAUCACCCGGUCCAGAUUUAUGAAUCUUAUCCCGUUCAUUUCAUUAAGAAUAUCUCCUUCAUGUCGGCUAAUGCAUUGGUAAACAUCUCAAAUUCGUCAAACUGAUCAGUGACAUGAAUACACAAAUUUCCACGUAUGCAUCAAUUUAACCAUACUGUACCAAGCCGAAGGACAUUAUCUAUGCACUUUCUUUCUUGCCUUUGACUGAAACAACUUCUUCCUGCUUUGCUGCAGCCACGGAGAAAUGGCAAGAUUUAUUGUUGACGAGGUCGUGCAUAAGAUUGGUGACAAACGUGUGGAUGUGCCUAAAAAUUUGGUUGAAGAUCAUCAUCAAAUAAAAGCCAUAAUAGAGAAGUUGGAUAUUUACUCUGAUGAUGUACGUUUCAUUGGGAUACAUGGAAUGGGGGGUAUCGGUAAAACAACACUUGCGAAGGUUGUGCUCAACAAACUAUAUUCUGGCUUUGAUGGUGUUUGUUUCCUGAAUGACAUUCGGGGAGCAACGGGACAUGGUCUUAUAAAAUUUCAGAAAAAGUUAUUAUCAAGUAUUGUUUGUUUUAGGAAUGCUAUACAAAUUAAAGACAUCAGAGAUGGGAUGAAAUGGAUCCAGAGAGUUUGUUGUACUAAAAAAGUCCUCAUUGUCCUUGAUAAUCUAGACAAGAAAGAGCAACUCGAGAAGCUAGCUGGGAAAUGUGAUUGGUUUGGUCUUGGUAGUAGGAUCAUUAUCACAACUAGGGACAAAGGUAUCUUGAUGACUCAAAUGGAAUCAUCCAGUAAAGAGGACUUAAGUCAACCCAAAGGAAUUUUGGACUUUGAAGUUAAUGCAAUGGAAUUUGAUCAAGCACUUCAGUUGUUUUCUAAGCAUACUUUUGGAAGUGAUUCUCCUAGGGAAGACUAUGUUGCUCUCUCAGAGACUAUUGUUAAUAAAGUGGAUAGGCUUCCGUUGGCUGUCGAGGUGAUUGGUUCAUUUCUCUAUUGCUGUGGCUCUACCCUGGAGCCAUAUUUUGAUAAAAGAAACCUAUGGAAAGACACAUUGAGGAAGUUAGAUAGAGGUCCUUUUAAGGAUGUUCGUGAUGUAUUAAUGAUAAGUUAUGAAGGAUUGGAGAAUGAGCAAAAAGAAGUAUUUCUGGAUAUUGCUUGCUUUUUCACCGAUGAGGACAAGACAUAUCCAAUUAUCAUGUGGGAUAAUUGUAAUUACAAUCCUCACAUUGCAAUAUCUAUCCUCCUCCAACAUUCCUUGAUAAAAAUUGUAGAUGAUAAUAAGUUUUGGAUGCAUGACCAAGUUCGAGAUUUGGGAAGGUACAUCAUCCUUGAAGAAUAUCCUUGCAAAGAAUGUCCUCGCAAAUAUACUAGGGCGUGGAUUCAUGAGGAUAUUGUAAAACUACUGGAGAGUAAAGAGAGAAAUGAUGUAGAAGCACUAAGCUUGACUUCCGAUGGCCGCAGCCGCAGCAUUACACCAAAAAAAUUGGCUACACUACCAAAUCUAAGGUUCCUUCGAGUGAAAGGCAUUGGUAUUUUUGGCAACUUCGACAAUCUUCUUUUGAAGCAAAGAUGGCUUUUUUCACGAAGGUGGCAAACGAUUUUCGGUCAAUAUUAA
This is a messenger RNA of Eucalyptus grandis, 1835 nucleotides long. Its product is annotated as disease resistance protein RPV1-like. The coding region runs from base 486 to 1835 and encodes 449 amino acids. The record is from RefSeq and is a predicted model, not a curated record. The transcript has 3 exons. Gene Ontology annotation, molecular function: ADP binding. Gene Ontology annotation, biological process: defense response. Lineage: Eukaryota; Viridiplantae; Streptophyta; Magnoliopsida; Myrtales; Myrtaceae.